UCAUAUCAUACCUUGCCCGGCCAGGUUUGUAUACCAAAGGCUGCAAAUAUUUCUACUGUUCUUCUUCUACUACAUUAUUUACAUGUCUUGCCAGACGUUGAUCAGUCCAGAAACAGCUGAGCCCAAGGCCCGAGCAGUGGGAGGCACCGAGCACAGCUGGUGCCGAGCGGUGCCUGGUGGCACUGGCAUAGCCGUCUUGGCCAUCCUCACAUCUAAGCUCCCUCGAAACUCGGUUCUAGAGAAUGCUCUCCACAAACUCCAAAAUUCUCAUCCAAUCCUUAGGUCAAGACUCCAUUCUGGCAGCAACACGAACACAUUUUCCUUCAUUACUUCUCCCACUCCUUUCAUUAAACUGAAAGCAUUCAACCUCUCGUCGACUUUCAAAAUCCUCGAAAACCCAUUGAACCCAAAAAACCAAUCUCUCUCACCCCUCCAUCUGGUCCUUGAGCAUGAACUUAACCAAAACUCAUGGUAUAACCAUAACAAGGCACCAUCAUCCAUUAAUGAGAUUCAAGAUAUGUUUUUUGCUACCACCUAUGCCCUCCCUAACGCAAAGUGGGUACUGGUUCUUAGGCUUCAUGCCUCGGCGUGUGACCGAACCACGGCUGUGUCUUUGCUGCAGGAACUGGUGGUGCUGGUGAGUGAAGAGGAGAGAGGUGCUCUGCAGAAGGAAAUAGCAAAUGAAGGGGAGGUUACUUCGAGAAUUGAGGAUCUUGUUCCUAAUAAGAAGGCUAAGAAGGGUUUGUGGGAGCGUGGGAUUGACAUGCUUGGUUACUCGGUGAAUUCACUUAGACUAACAAAUCUGAAAUUCAAGGAUUCAAGGUCACCAAGAUCUUCUCAGGUGGUAAGGUUGCAGAUGAACCAAAAGGACACGGAGACGAUCAUUGCUGGCUGCAAAUCAAGAGGAAUUAAGCUGUGUGGGGCUUUGGCAAGUGCGGGAUUAAUAGCUGCACACAAAUCUAAGAGUCGUGUGGAUAAACAAAGAAAGUACGCAGUCGUCACCUUGACUGACUGCAGAUCAGUUCUUGAUCCAACUCUUUCUAAUCACCAUUUUGGAUUUUAUCACUCUGCUAUUCUGAAUGCUCAUAUGAUGAAAGGGGGAGAAAAGUUAUGGGAGCUGGCCCAGAAAACGUACGCGGCAUUUGCUAGCUACAAGAAUUGCAACAGGCACUUCUCAGACAUGGCAGAUCUCAACUUCCUUAUGUGUAAGGCCAUUGAUAAUCCUGGCUUGACGCC
Molecule: messenger RNA, 1236 nt
Organism: Populus euphratica (Euphrates poplar)
Lineage: Eukaryota; Viridiplantae; Streptophyta; Magnoliopsida; Malpighiales; Salicaceae
Exons: 3
Source: RefSeq, a predicted model, not a curated record